AUGAUUGAAUUGAAUUAUGGUGCUGUUCCUACAUCGCGAACUGAUACUUUAGCUAGAGUCUUAGAUUGUGGAGAUGAUAACACAGGUUGUAUCAGUGCAAUAUGUGAACCACAAUUGACUAUCCACGAACCAAUGGAUUUUGGAAGUAGUGUAGGUAUAUUACCUUGUAAAGAUUGCUCUGGGUAUGCUAAUUACUUGUCUCCAAAGAGUCCUGAUGGAAAGGCAGGUUGGUUUUGCUCUUUUUGCAAUGCCUUCAACGAAACCGGAGUUACUCCAGAGAGUGGUUUCUACGUAAAACGUUUAGGUUCUGUUAAUGAUUUGGACCCGUCUAGAACAGUUGUUAUAGUUGAUUUGAAUAGUGAGUUUGAAAAUGACAUCAGUAUCCUAAAAUCACUAGAAUUCGGUACCCCGUUAUCCUUGGCAUUGGUCACUAUAGAAGAUGGUUCUGUAUCAAUACACUGUUCUGACUUUUCCCGUGUAAUUAUUGAUGCGGAAUCUAGUAAAGCCAAUUCAAAGCUGAUGAAAUUGGACUUCAAUUGGUUUAUAGUCAAGUAUGGCUUGGCGUCUUCGAAAUUCUACAUGGAUAACGAAACGUUUGCUUCCAAAUUAACGCAACUGCAGUUCGUUAACAACCCAAAGUCAAAGAAAAGGUGCAAACGGAACACUGCAUUGGCAAUUUUCCUAGCCUCUUGUCUCAAGCCGUCUCGUUCAAUCGCAUUGAUAUUUGGGCCAUGUACCGUGGGUCCUGGUAAAGUGAUCUCAAUGACUAGAAAGAAUCAUAUACGCCAGCAUAGGAACAUUGAAGGAGGUCAAGAUCUUAAAUACUGGAAAGAGGCAAGGAAUUUUUACAAGGGAAUGUCAAGUUCCGCAGAUUUUGUUCAAUGCUCGAUGUUUAUCUGUAGUUUGGAUCAAAUCGGAAUGUGGGAAAUGAAGCCGUGCCUUGCAGAAGUUAUACAAUAUGAGUCCCUAUCUGAUACAAAUUUUAAAUACGACUGGGAAACAUUUAUCAAUAACAAAUCAGAAUAUGGGAUUACUGAAUUGAAAAUAAAAACUUCGAAACGCUUACUGGUCAACGGUGUGUAUGGGCCCGUCGUUGCGAUGAAUAAUUCUGAUAGCAAUGUUUCAGAUACUCCAAAAGGUUGUGCAGGAUCUGCUACUUACGCAUACAAAGGUCCGAAAACCGACAGUCCAUCUAUUCUAAUAUCGCUUUCCGUCGAUACGUCUAGAACAGCUGAUGCAGCAUUGAUGGAAAUGCCGGAUAAAUUCUGUUUGCAGGUCGAGAUAUAUUAUCGACAUAAAUCCAAAUACUAUGUUGCGGUAGAUACAAAAUUCAUACCAAGUGUUAACCUACCAGGAAGUAAUUCACUUACUGAAAACUUCCAUUGGCAAGUUAUGGUUGGCUCUAUAAUGAAACGAAUUGCAUUUGAAGUGUUAUUUAAGGAUAAAAUAUAUGAUUAUAAUAUGAGACGAUGGAUCCUGGAGAUCGUAAAGCUAGUUAAAUCGUUGAAUACAAUACACAUUCCAAACCUAAACCCAUUGAUUAAAAUGACAUACUUUUUGCAAAGGUCAACUCUAUUGCAAAAGAGAAACACAUCGCCGGAUGAAUGGAUUAUAUACCACUGGCUAAUUCUAAACUACCCGUUAUCCCAUAUUUUCAAAAUGGUAAAACCUGACGCCUAUUCAAAGAGUGGCCCGGUAGAAUUUACUUCAGAUAUUGUAAAGUAUAACGAGCCACUCCUGAUCGAUGGUGGUAAUUUCUUGGUCGUCCGUGAUACCCUGGCUGGUGAUGACAGAUUCGAAGAUCUUAGAGAGGCUGCAAUCGCAGAGUACCAUAACGAAAAGCGCUUCCCUAAGCCAUGGUAUCGCGAAACUAAACCAGGUUCUAGUCAGGAUAGAUUUGUUGUAGCUAGGCUAGGACUAUUGUCGGAUCAUACUUUGUUCACUGACGACAUUACAUUGGAUCAAUACGUUGCAACUUUUUACAAGAAGUAA
This is a messenger RNA of Kluyveromyces marxianus DMKU3-1042, 1992 nucleotides long. RefSeq names its product GTPase-activating protein NEL1 (gene NEL1). Gene Ontology annotation, molecular function: GTPase activator activity; zinc ion binding. The coding region runs from base 1 to 1992 and encodes 663 amino acids. Gene Ontology annotation, cellular component: COPII vesicle coat; endoplasmic reticulum exit site. The transcript has a single exon. The record is from RefSeq and is a predicted model, not a curated record. Gene Ontology annotation, biological process: intracellular protein transport; COPII-coated vesicle cargo loading; endoplasmic reticulum to Golgi vesicle-mediated transport. Lineage: Eukaryota; Fungi; Ascomycota; Saccharomycetes; Saccharomycetales; Saccharomycetaceae.